Molecule: messenger RNA, 7401 nt
Organism: Verticillium alfalfae VaMs.102
Lineage: Eukaryota; Fungi; Ascomycota; Sordariomycetes; Glomerellales; Plectosphaerellaceae
Exons: 7
Coding region: 1-7401 (2466 amino acids)
Source: RefSeq, a predicted model, not a curated record
AUGGAGCCCCAAGACGAAGUCCAGUACUGCCCCUAUAGGACAAGCGCUGGAUAUGGUGAGGUCAAUACAGCGGACUACUCCAACGUACGGUACUAUGAGUUUUCGGAAUCAGAGAAUGAUAAUCAGCAGAACUAUGAGGACGAAGGGCCUCAUGGUCAACGCGCAACACAGCAGCCGCCGCCAACUCUAACGUCUUCCAGUAAAAAGGCAAAGAAGAAGAGCAAGAAAGCGCGUGCUCCUUCACCUCUACCAUCUCCGCUUAACGACGCACCAGCGUCUUCCCAGGACAUCGUAGAUCCAGACGAGGAGUGGGGUUCGCAGCCAAAGUCAAAGAAAAAGGGCAAGAAGACGCAGCAGACAUCGGCUUCAGCACUGCCUGUGGAGGAGCCCACGACACCAGAAACAACAACCAUUGAUGCUGAAGAGGAACCAGUGUCGACGACAAAGUCCAAAAAGAAGAAGGACAAGAAGAAAUCGAAGGCGGGAAAGGACAAAGAUUCUGACGCUGUCGAGGAGAAAGUUGUCAGCGCGCCUCCAGCAGCUGAAGUGCCUGACGAGCAAGCCGUCGAAGAGGAGAUAUCCACUCCUAAAACCAAGGCCCAGAAAGCUAAGGACAAGAAAGAAAAGAAAGACAAGAAGAAGGAUAAAAAGAAAAGCAAAGGGAAGAAUGACGAUGCUGAACACGAUGGUGACACUGCCGACAAGUCUCUGUCCGCCCCUGCCCCAGAGCCUUCCUCACUACCAGAUGCUGAAACAACUUUAGAGGCGGCUGAGCCUUCUGCUUCGACCUCACAGGCUGGAGAUGACGGUACAAAGGCUGCUGACGAUGAGCCUGCCGCUGUACCGGUAGCUAUGGAGGAAGCAGUUGCCGAUGCCCCAGUUGUGGACGAAGCCCUAUCAAAUUCUCCACCAGUCCCUGGGAACGACAUGUUAGAGGCUCACAAGGAACUUUCAGUGGAAGAGAUAGCCAGCGACGAGGCGACCGCCGCCCCUGAGAUGGUUGUUGAUGAGAAGGCCGUCUUAGGCGCCUCGGAACCGUCCGCCCAUGUGGAUGCCGCUGUUAGCGAAGAGCCUGCACCGCUAGCUGAGGCUGCCCUUGCACAGGAACAGGAGCCGUCGCCAGAGGCGCCGAUUGUUGAAGAAGCGAAGAACGACGACCCGGCCGCUCUAGUAGAUGAUCACAGGAGCCCGAAACCAUCGGAAGAGCCAGCCGCUUCAGAGUUGAUUGCGGAAGUUGCGUCCAACGAUUACCCCCCGCCUGCAGCCGAGGCUGGCACUGAACCUAAUACCCAGCUUGCUGUCGAGCCUGCCGCCGAGCCCGCUUCAGAACCUAUCACUGCGUCCGCGGUCGAGCCAGCUUCUGGAUCUGCUGCCGAGCCUGCAGUCGAGCCAGUUUCUGAACCUGCCGACGAACCUCCCGCCGAAUCUGCCGAGCCUGCGGUCGAGCCAGUUUCUGAAACUGCUGCCGAACCUGCCGCUGAGCCAGCCCCUGAAGCUGCCGCUGAACCUCCUGCCAAACCUGCUGCCGAACCUGCCGCUGCGUCUGUGGUCGAGCCAGCUUCUGAAUCUGUUGCGGAGCCUGCUGUUGAGCUAUCUCCUGAACCUGCUGCUGAACCUGCCGCCGAACCUCCCGCCGAAUCUGCUACAGAACCUACGGUCGAGCCAGCUCCGGAGCCUGUCGCUGAGCCAGCCGUUGAGCCAGCCCCUGAACCUGCCACUGAGCCUGCAGCCGUACCAGCUGCUGAGCCUGCUGCUGAGCCAGCUGCUGAGCUAGCCGUUGAGCCAGCCCCUCAACCUGUCGCUGAGCCAGCCCCUGAACCUGCCGCUGAGCCUGCAGCCGUACCAGCUUCUGAGCCAGCCGCUGAGCCAGCCGUUGAGCCAGCCCCUCAACCUGUCGCUGAGCCAGCCCCUCAACCUGUCGCUGAGCCAGCCCCUGAACCUGCCGCUGAGCCUGCAGCCGUACCAGCUGUUGAGCCAGCUGUAGAUUCAGCUCCCGAAUCAACUGCUGAGCCUGCUGCUGAGUCUAACGUUGAGCCUGCGGUCGUACCAGAUGCUGAGCCUGCUACUGAACCAGCCUCUGAACCGACUAUUGAACCAACUUCUGAGCCAGCUGCUGAGCCAGUAGUCGAGUCGGCUACUGAGCCUGCCGAGCCACCUGCCGAAUCCGCUGUCGAACCAUCUCCUGAACCUGCUGCGGAACCCGCCACCAAUCUUGCUGUUGAGCCAAAUGACAAGUCUGUCAUCGAGCCAGCUGCUAAACCAGCGUCUGGACCAAAUACCGAGCCAGUAGUCGAGUCACCUACUCAGCCCACCGCCGAGUCAACUAUUGAAACUGUCGCUGAACCUGCCGUCGAGUCUGCCGAUGAGGCAGCCACGGAUCCAGCUGUUGGAUCUGCUGUUGAGCCCGCACUUGAGGAUGUUACCGAGGCAGUUAUUAAACCUGCAGAACCUCAAGCCGAAAGCAGUGCAGAACCUGUUGCAGAGUCUACUGAUGUUCCUGCAAUCGAGUCUUCUACCCAAGAAAUCGCCAUCGAACCUCCUGUUACAUCUCCAUCCGAUUUAGCAUCUGAACCUACCUUUGAGAUUACCAUCGAGUCUGCCGCUGAAGUGGUUACCGAGUCUUCAAAAGAUGCGAUUGAACCUACUGCCGUACCUACUGUUGAUCCUCUAACAGAGCCCGCCGCUGAAUCUACUACUAAGUCCGCCGUCCUGCGAACUUCUCCAGAGACAGCCCCAGAAGCUGCUGCUGAACCAGCUGUUGAGCCCUCUACAGCAUGUUCUACAGAGGAUACUCCCGAAGCCGUCACUGAAAAUACCAUCGAGUCUACAUCUGAGCCUACACAUGAGCCCGCCACGGAGCUUGCCGCCGGAACUCCUGCUGGACCUACUAUCGAGUCCUCUGCGGUGCCUGACGAUAAUCCUACCACUGAAAGCACCGCAAAGGGAUCAGAUGGCGAAGACACCCUAGAACCCGUAGGAAAACCAGUGGCACCGGAUGCCUCGGCUGAGGGAGUUCAGACUGCUUCAAAGCAAACCUCCGCGCCAGAAGAUGAAGCCAGCGACGAGUCGGACGCUCCUGAGGCGGAUACAAGCUCCCCACCUCUUGCUGACACCUCCUCAGCCGAACCAGCCCUUACUGAGCUCGAAGGUGAUGAUGAUUCGGCGACAGGACCAAAUGAAGAUGAGCCAAUCAAAGACGUACAGCAUGCUAUAAGCGAGGAAGCCGCAGUCUUGAUCAGCGAGGCUACGCCAUCAAACGUCAGUUCUCCAACCAAAUCUGACGAGACAGCGACCGCUGCCGGUGACGAGCAGUCGACUGAGGCAGCUAUUGCUUCUUCUGGCGAUGCGAUUAUCUUCAUAAACAAAGUUGACGGCGGAAAGUCCGAAGCUGACGAGAACGAGGCGCCAUCACCUGAUCUAGGCUUAAGCGCCGAUGUUGACGAGCCGGCUCCGUCGCCCUCGGACUCGUGUCAAAAACCUUCUUUGAUCGAGGUUCAUACAGGUACUUCGUCCGACGGCGCACCAGUUGAAGUCAAGCAAAAGGCAGACGAUGGAGAACCGCCACAGGUGUCACCGACAGUACUAGCGUCAGAGCCAUUAUCCGACGAUAACCUUGCUGAUGAGGAUACUCUUGUACAAUCCCCAGAUGCGAACAUGUCGGAUGUUGCUGAAGCUGGCCUAUCGGGCCAGCUGACUCAACAACUCGACGAAGGCGUCUUGGACAAAACACUUGAAGUGCCGCUUGAGGUAGCUGAACCAGUGCCAGCUGACAAGGAAGAGCUUGACUUGGGCGCCUCUUCAGCUAAGACUGACACCGAUACUGGAGAGGUUCGGGAGAACCCAGCCGACCAAGAGUCUGCCACAGCUGACGAAACCCAACCCAUCGAAUUGGCGGAUGUCGCUCCAGAUGUCUCUUCGCCUGAAGAGUUGAAAUUGGAGUUGGACACCUCCGAGAACCCUGCAGCCGUAGUUGUCGAGGCCCCCUUGGCCGACAAAACAAGUCUAACAGACGACACCAUAUUGUCAAAGGAUGUGGGGGACAAUAAAAUUGUUGAGACACCUGCCGCUUCCCGUAACGAGGUGGAGAAGGACUUCCAGUCGACCGAACAAGGAAACCAGAUUGAAGAAAUCGCUACCCCCUUGGCUAUCGAGUCUCAAGCGCAGGAUCUGGUCCCAGCCAUGAACAAUGACAUUUCAGACGAAGACCUGGCGUUACACUACGCUGGUAGUCAUCUAACCUCCGAAUUCACCGAGACUAUGGAGGCCGAUCUUGAGCCAGAAACCGUUGAGGCGGUCGCCGGGGCAGCAGGAACUUCAGACAGAGGCAACGAGACUUCCAAGUCUGAGGAGACUACAUCGGAGCCUCAGUCAGUAUCAGUUGCCGCUGCAGGGGUUGCAGCAACAGUUUUUUCGGCAGACGCAGGCGUCACCGCCAAUACAACUGCGACUGCCGAAGGCGACUCUGAAAGUCCUCCUCUCUCUGCGACCAAUCGAGAUGUUCCCGUGGAAGAAAGCCCGAGCUCGGAUGCACCGGCGAUAGUCGAAGAGGCCGCAAGCACGGAGGCUGAGUCGACUGCCAGCCAUGCAGAUGCCGCUCCCGAAAUUGCGUCUGAGCCUGCUGAGGAAGACCCUGAGCCUUCAGCCUCCGUCCUCGAACCCGGGCCAGUUGAUAAGCCGGACGAAGAUCCUGACUCUGACACCAAAGCCGAGCUCGGCAAAGGGGAAAAGGCGGCUGAUCCCGUCACUCCGGAAAGUUCUGCUCUUGUAGAAGAAAGCGUGCCCCCAGAAACAUCAUCUGCAGAGGCUACUACCAAGACCACGGAGGUUGACCCGGCAGAUGAUUCCGAACUUUCGAAAGAAGAAACAACUGCAGUUCAGGACGUAAAGGAUUCAAUCGAACCUCUUGAGGUUGGUCUCGAACCUAUACCUGAUAUGGCUUACACUGAGCAGCCGGCAUCUUCUUCACAAGCAACUGAGCUCGAAAGUUCCUCCGCUGAGACCAAGCCUGAAGUUGAGGACGAAGCGAACGCAACCAAAAAAUUCGAACCCAACUCGAAGGUUGUGGGGGAGCCUUUGCCUGAUGUUGUCGAGGCGCACGAAACCACCCCCAGCGAGGAACACGGUUCUGAGCUGUCCGAGUUUGCUCUGUCCAUUGAGGAUGAACCCGAAAAGAGCAAACAAUUCGAGGCAGAAACAACUACCCAGGUCCUUGAAGCGGACACCAGCUCUGAAGAGCCUGAAGCUGCAGGUGUCGAACGUGGAGAGCCUGAGGAUCCAACGGUCUUGUCCGAGGUCGUUUCCGAAACCCCAGACGCAGCCGACGAACCGAAAUCAAAAACAUCAAUUGGGGAACUGGAUGGGAGUGGACUCUCCGAAGAAAGAGCCCCUGAAAGUGUCGAGAAGACCGAGCCUGGACCAUCAGAGACAGAAAUCACGACAGCUGAGCUCGCAGAAGCUUCCGAAAAGGAACCGCCAACAGAGGCGCCGAUUGCUGCUCCAUGUCUUGACACGAAAGAGCUGGCAAAUGAGCCUACUGCCACAGGAGGUCAAGCUACGUUGCCAGCAGAAGCUUCCGGAGGCGUGGAGCCUGAGAAACCCAGUGAUGACCAAACUGAGCCUGAGCUUGCAGAGGCAGCUCCGGCUAUUAUCGAACAGGGGUCUGAACCUGCUACAAUCCACCCAAGUUCCGAGCCAGAGGUCUUGUCCUCCGAUGACUCGAAGGCGGCGGAUGCCGCUACCAUCGACUUGGUUCCAGAGGGCGCACCAACCGAAGUUUCACAGCAAAAUAACGGAGCGGAAAUUGAGUCACCAGAAGCAGCAGUCGAGGAUGAAAAGCCAGCUUCCGAACCCGAGGCACAGACUGCAACCCCUAAUGAGUCAGAAGAUGUCCAGGCAAUUGAGGAAAAGCCGUCCCCUCAGGUGGACAGCUCAGCUCAGCCCAAGGCAGAGGUAGUUGAAGAAGACAGUACCGGGACGCCCAAGGAUACUGGGGCCGCAAUUCAAGAAGAUAGGCCCGCUACUGAGUUCACCGAGGACGCGCCUAAGCCAGGGGUCCCUCCUAAGGAACCGGACAACGGCGAGCCCGUUGACACAGCGUCGGCUCCUGAUGACGCAGCCCCUGUAACGGAACCUGAAGUUUCUGCUGUCGUAUCGCCCCAGGAUACAGAAGAACCGACUGAUUCCACUGUGGAUGUCGAGCCGCCUGGAGACGCGAUUCCCAGUCCGGAAGCGGCCGCGCCCCAAGAAGAAUCGUCCAAGGAGCAUCAGCUUGGUGAGACUGCGGAUCCGACCGAUGCAGCACCACCGACCCCACCACCCGAAGUUGAUGAAGACAAGAAGGCUGAAGCGGAGGAGAGCAAGGAUUCUGUUGGUGCCAUCAUCGGCAGCGAACAGACAAAGAGUCAACCCAAAACAGGUGAGACCCAUCUCCAUUUCCUUGAUCAUGAUGCCCCAGAUGGAAGCGUGCGAGACUUGGUCGAAGGACCAGCUUCGGGAAUCAAUGGCGAGGACGUGAGAGAUGGGAUUGCGCACAAUCUCUUAACUCCAGCUGCGGGCGACGUGUCUGGGCCAAGCGUCCCCGAAUUGGUAGCGGGUCAAGGGUUGGCGAUGAUUCCUGCCCUUGACACAGCCGUCGGAGAGAGCCAUAUUGUCAGUCGAGUCGGCCAUGUCGAGACCAAUACCCUGGGCAACGAACAGUCAACUCCUGCCAUUGCUGCAGCGCCUGAGACGUCAGAGAGUUUGCCAGGCGAAUCCGUGGAUUUGCCGCAAACCCCAGUCGGGCUGGACAUUAGCUCCGAGGCGGACUACAAUACGACAGAUCUUGCAACAGACGGCCUGAAGGCCGGCACGGAUGCAAGUGAAGGGGAAGAGCCCGACAUUGUCACGACUACGGUUGAUGACGGAGAGCUUGAUAUCUUGCAGGACGGAGAUCAACCUCUCACAGAGUUGAAUGUUGCAUCAGUCAAAGAACAGCCCUCGGACCAGCUCUUUUCUCAGGAUCAAACCUCUAUGGGUGCUGGGCCUGAUUUUGACGUCUCAACAGAGGCGGCGGCCGAAAAGGUGGCAAUAUCGACUACCCCGCUAUCAGGAUCGCCCAUCCCCAUAACCCAUGUAGACAGUAUCGCUAUUGAAGACAGCGUGGCAAAAGACAUCGAGACUGAGCGGGAUGCGUCUUCUUCGAUGGGCCGGGAAUCAGGCCUGCAGCGUAAUGGCGUGUCGGCCACGGAAAUCUUCCCAUUUGAGGAGCCAGCGCCGAAGUUCGCAGUUCUCGCGGAAGAGAACGAUCACGUCCAUAACGAUGAUACCGAGUCUGUCGAAAAGCCCUCUAUCUCAUUUCGCGCAUCCUCCGACAAGUUGACCCAAACUCUAUUUGACCAACCAAUCCUUGAAGUUACCCGCUGA